This is a messenger RNA of Aspergillus saccharolyticus JOP 1030-1, 867 nucleotides long. Its product is annotated as HCNGP domain-containing protein. NCBI's taxonomy places the organism in Eukaryota, Fungi, Ascomycota, Eurotiomycetes, Eurotiales, Aspergillaceae. The transcript is spliced from 3 exons. The coding region runs from base 1 to 666 and encodes 221 amino acids. Gene Ontology annotation, biological process: regulation of DNA-templated transcription. Gene Ontology annotation, cellular component: nucleus. The record is from RefSeq and is a predicted model, not a curated record.
AUGCUGGGGCUUGCAGCCUAUGAAAGCAGUAGCGAAGAUGACGCUGGGCCCAAUCCAGUUUCUCUCCAAACCAAGCAAGGUAAAAAAGAACAUGCCACUCGGGCCUUACAGGUACCAGCGAAUCCAGCAGCCUCUAGGAAAGAUAUAGGAUCAGAGCAUGACUCCAUGCAGCUCUCUGACAGACCUUUAUUUGGCCCAUUACAUGAGAAUCCUCAUCAUGAACAAGAAGACUCGCCAAAUGAUGAUGAGGCUCUGUCAGCAUCCCGUACAAUAAUCCAUGACUUGACCCUCCCUCCAGUCCCGAACUUAGAUAUACCCCCAUCACCUCCCGGCUCGCCUGACCCCUCUGCAGAUGCGAAAUUUGCCCAUUUCUUGUCCUUGAAGAAGCAAGGUGUCCAUUUCAACGAGAAGCUCUCGGGCUCCGUGUCUUUGAAAAAUCCGGGUUUGUUGAAGGCGAUGAUGACUCAUGCAGGGAUUGACGAUGGCACACAAUAUUAUACUUCCCUACCACCAGCAAUAUGGGAUGCACCGACCUUACCAAGCUGGGGAUUUACGGAAAAGCUGCGCCAGACACAAUGCGAGUUUCAAAGAACGGUGGAGGGAAGAAUGUUAGCAGGGCAACGAGAAAGGAUCCCAUUUGUGGCUGCGUCUUCUUCCGCCUCAUAGCGCAGGUCACAUCCCCCCUAUUCAAACAAGGACAGAACUUGUAGCGUUUCCACCGCUGUAAUCCUGCAGCGUGGUCAGAGAAUGAGAAGAUUUGAGAAUACGGUUUACUUGAGUUCUCACCAGCCUUUUCUAAUGAUUGACUCUGUGAAAAAGAGUCUCUUUGUACUCUCAAUUUCCAGGAGACUGAAAUGAGAUCUCGAG